AAAAAACCCUCAGCUGAAACAGGUGAGGGCAAGAGCUCCCCGACCUGCCGCCGGGGCGGGGAGUCCGCGAGAAGCCUGCUUCCGUUCUGGGAGCCCAGAUUGAGGCUCAUUGGUUCACAUAGAUGAGUGACAGGCCCCGAGCCAAUGGAAGGUUAAGCUCGCCGAGGCUCCCGCCUAGUAGGCUGCUUCCUGUCGGGCAUCGGUCCCGCGCGUGUGGGUGAGCUGCCGCCGUCCCGGAGUGAGGGGAAUGACAGGGAGCACGUGUCUCCGCAGUGGCUCCUCGCCAGCCCUUCGACUUGGAUUCUGACCCGAGUUCCGCGGCCCCGCGCGUGGCUGCGUAGGGCGGGGCCGUCCGACCCGACCUCUGCCUCGGGCCCGCGCCCACCGGAAGUUACCUCGUUCACACCGAGGGCGCGGCGGCCCAGCGCAAGCCCCGGGGCCGGCUUGACGGAACUCGAGCUGGACAGACCGCAGCGCUGACCGCGGCGGGCGAGGUGAGCGCCGCCCCGAACGCGACGUCACCUUCAUCGCCGGCGAUUGGCCGGGGGAGGCUGCGGCAGCCAAGGGGCGCCUCGCUCGGGGCGCGGCUCUUCAAACCUUUCCUCCGCGGCCGCUGUCAGCCGGGUCCUUCCAGGGCCUGGCACGCCGUUCCUGGACGGCUGCCCUGCUCCCUCGCUUUUCCUCCCUCUAGAGUGCUGGUCGGAAGGAGCUGCCCGAGAGGAUGGAGGGCACAGGGUCAGGAACGAGGUCAGAGACUCCCUUGGGUUGGGACUACACGGAAGGGAUUAGGAGCCCGGGUCCGGGUCAAGGAGGUUUGGUCGCAGGAGGGACCCAGUAGCUGACUUACAACGCUUGAAAAUGUGAAAUUCUGAUCAGGCCGAGCAUGCUGUACGGAAGAAGCGGCGUUGCUUUUGUAACCACUGAGCUGUGGAUUUGUCUCCCCUUUAUGUGUGAGCUCCUCGGGGACAGACAGCUGUCUUUCUCAUCGGCCCCGAGCAAGGAAUCAAUAAAUGCCUGUAGAACGAAUACAUGACUAGGUGAGGUCCAGUUGAAAUCAUUGUUAUAUAGGUCCCUGGAAAACCAGUACCACUGGUCUUUUUUAAAUCCACUCUAAGUACUGGAUUUAAUAAACCAAUACUUCCCUUGUGCCUAUCGUGAUAUGUGCCAGUACUUAAGCCCGUUUUUCCAUCUGUUCCACGCAGACGGGGUAGGUACAGACAGCGCCCUUUCCUACCCCCUGCUUUUGUAAAACUGAAGAAACGGAAUCGGACUCCGAGAGCCUAACUGGCCAAGGACACAGACACGGCCACCUGCAGAGGCAAACGUGGGAACCCUGGAGCUGGUUGUAACCUGCACAGGGCACUGUCUCCCAAGCGCUCCGCUUUGCGCUGGUGGGAGGAGCACAGUGUGGUUGUAAAGGCUACUUUCUCUGGGAGUCUCCUCUGUCAAAUGGGGGGAAUUCUGCUUCCCAAGGUUACACGGGAUAACGUGCCUGACACUGGGAAUUUGGAGCUGGAGGGGCUCAGAUCCUAGGCCAACGUCUAAGGGAGAGGCCACUUAAAUACCUGGUGCCCACUCUGGGCGACGCCGAGCUUGCUGGAGUCCAAGGGAGGACAGGGAAAGUGCCUCCAUUCUAGGCAGCCCCUGAAUCUGGUAGGAUUCCUAACCCUGUCCCGCCGCCCACCCCAUUCAGGUGGCGGCCAGCAGAGGGCGCCGCCCGAGCAUGGCCGAGGAGCGCCGAGGAUCCUGGUUCGGCUUCGGUUUCUGCGGCUUCGGGCAGGCGCUGGGCUCGGGGCGCGGGCGCCAGGUGCACAGCCCCGAGCCGCUGCAGACCCCGGGCGAGGACGUCUGCCGCGUGAGCGCGAGCUGGAGCUACACCGCCUUCGUGACCCGUGGAGGCCGGCUGGAGCUGUCGGGCUCCGCGGGCUGCGCGGCGGGCGGCUGCAGGGACGCGUGGGCCUCGGAGGCGCUCCUCGUGGUGCUGCGCGCCGGGCCGGGACGCGGGGCCGGGACGGAGCUGCAGGCCUGGGCGCCGGGUUCGGCGCUGAGCGGAGAGCCCCUGUGGGCCCACACCGUGGGGCCGGAGGCCGAGGGGGAAGACGCACCGGGCGGUGAGCCCCAGGCCGGGGCCCUGCCCCUGUUGCCCGGCGCGCGGGCCUACGUGAGUCCGCGGCCGCCCUUCUACAGCCCUCUGGCCCCCGAGCUGCGGGCGCGCCGGCUGGAGCUGGGCGCCGAGCACGCGUUGCUGCUGGACGAGGCGGGCCAGGUGUUCUCCUGGGGCCAGGGCCGGCAUGGACAGCUGGGCCACGGGACUCUGGAGGCCGAGCUGGAGCCGAGGCCGCUGGAGGCGCUGCAGGGCGUACCCAUGGCUGAGGUGGCUGCAGGGGGCUGGCACUCCGUGUGUGUGAGUGAGACUGGCGAUAUUUAUAUCUGGGGCUGGAACGAAUCUGGGCAGCUGGCCCUGCCCAGCAGGAGCCUGGCGGAGGUUGGCAAGACCGCUGCAGGGGAAGCCAGUGGACCGAAGGAAGACGGUUCUGACGUGAGGACGGCCGAGGGUGAGAGUGGAGGCCUGGCCCCCUUCGUAGCCAUCCAGCCCUUCCCCGCUUUACUGGAUCUCCCCCCGGGCACAGAUGCAGUCAAGGCCAGCUGUGGAUCCCGGCACACAGCAGUGGUGACCAGAACGGGGGAGCUCUACACCUGGGGCUGGGGUAAAUACGGACAGCUUGGCCACGAGGACACGAGCAGCUUGGAUCGGCCCCGCCGAGUGGAGUAUUUUGUAGACAAGCGGCUCCAGUUAACAUCUGUGAGACUCCCACCCCCGGCAAGGAAGCCAGCAGCCCAGAUGCCCGCACCCGCCCCUCCCGCCUCACCUCAGGGCCGCGCCUUCCACUUUGUCCUCAUGUUAGAAACACCUGGGAGCUUUGGAAGCGAAGCCCAAGGGCAGCACUGCAGACGCUGUGGGAUCAGACCCUCCACGUGGGGAGCCUAGGCUGGGGUAGAUUUUGAAGCUCCCCCACCUGGCCCGAGGUGACUGAAGUUAGGGUGGAGAUUGGGUACCACUGGGGGUCAUCUUUUGUUACUCCCUCCCCUAUUCUCUCUUAGAAUUGUGUCACCCUUGCGCGUGUCCUUAUAGUUUGUCUGCCUUUGAACUUUAUGUAAAUGGAACCAUUCUGCGUA
This is a messenger RNA of Panthera uncia (snow leopard), 3177 nucleotides long. It is a transcript of the gene RCCD1, whose product is annotated as RCC1 domain containing 1. Bases 1724 to 2989 code for a protein of 421 amino acids. The transcript has 8 exons. The record is from RefSeq and is a predicted model, not a curated record. NCBI's taxonomy places the organism in Eukaryota, Metazoa, Chordata, Mammalia, Carnivora, Felidae.